UGUUCCUCAUGGCCCGCGCAGCUCGCGCCACUAAAUCCGCCUCAGCGCGCCGCGGUCCCGUUUACCGAGCGUUCCGCUGCUCUCCGGUGCUGAUCGGCGCUCCGCGGCUCCGCGAGCUCGUCUAGCGGGAAGCGCUGCGGAGAGCUCGGCGUUUUCGGUCGUUUAAUGUCGAUUCAAAUUCAUCGGCGAUGAUUUAUGUGCUAAUGCUAAGAUUAGCUUCCAGAGAAGCGCAAGCGGGCUAGCGCAGAAACGGCUAAAUAGGCGCAUCAAACUUCAGUUUGUGGACGGAGUGCGAUAUUUAGAGAGCAGGGCAGUCUUUUAUUCACACGCAAACACAGUCUGUCUGUUUGGAGGCGUUUAAGUGAAGUAGUUUCGACGUUUGUGGCCUGUUUCGUGUCGUUCAGAGCAAACUACAAACAUCAUGUGUCCAUCAAGGAUCCCGCUCCAGCAUGUCCGAAACUGUGAAGUAUGUGGACGAUGAGCACAAGACCAUCUUUCUAAAGCUACUGAACGAGCAGCGUUUGGAGGGCGAGCAUUGCGACAUCGCGGUGGUGGUGGAGGAUGUGAAGUUCAGAGCGCAUCGCUGUGUGUUGGCGGCGUGCAGCAACUACUUCAAGAAACUCUUCAAGAAACACGAAGUGGACAGCUCGUCCGUCAUCGAGAUUGACUUCAUCCGCUCGGACAUCUUCGAGGAGGUGCUGAAUUACAUGUACACCGCCAGGAUCUCGGUGAAGAAGAAGGAUGUCAACCUCAUGAUGUCCUCGGGACAGAUCCUCGGCAUACGCUUUUUAGACAAACUCUGCUCGCAGAAACGCGACAUGUCACCCGACGAGAAAAACGACCCCAGGAAUGCAAAGUUCCCGUACGACAUGGUGAAAAUGGGGCUUCCGGCGGAAGAUCCUCCGCUGAGCCAAGACAGCGACGUCCAGGUGCUCGGAGACCAAGACGACGCUCCUUCGGACGACAUCGUAGAGGAGCCUCAGGGCAAUCACGAUUUGGAUAAAUCGCCGAAUAACGCGUUACGAGUGCAGGAGGCCAUACUGAAGGAGCUCGCGCAAGAAGAAGUGCACAAAGUCAGCUGCUACGAUCAAGAAGUGGAAGCGAUGGAUGGAGAACCUAAAGAGUUGGCGGCUCACACCCAAACGCUGUCGUUCGCCGAAAGCAUGGGCGACGUUAAAGACGAGCAGCCGCCGGGGUGGACGACGGCCGCCGCCGACAUGAAGUUCGAGUAUCUGCUCUACGGCCAUCGCGAUCAGCUGGCGUGCCAGGUUUGCGGAAAGAGCUUCAUCGACGAAAACCGCUUGAGGAAGCACGAGAAGCUGCACUCAGCCGACCGGCCCUUCGUCUGCGAGAUCUGCACCAAAGCCUUCACCACUCAGGCGCAUUUAAAGGAGCACCUGAAGAUCCACACGGGCUUCAAGCCGUACCGCUGCGAGGCCUGCGGGAAGUCGUUCAUCCGCGCGCCGGACCUGAAGAAGCACGAGCGCGUGCACAGCAACGAGCGGCCCUUCAGCUGCCAGAUGUGCGAGAAGGCCUUCAAACACAAGUCGCACCUGAAGGACCACGAGCGACGCCACCGAGGAGAGAAGCCCUUCGUCUGCGGAUCCUGCACCAAGGCCUUCGCCAAAGCGUCCGACUUGAAGAGACACGAGAACAACAUGCACAGCGAGCGCAAGCAGCUGCAGAGCGAGACCGAGCAGCUCCAGGCCGCAGCCAUGGCCGCCGAGGCCGAGCAGCAGCUGGAGUCCAUCGCCUGCUCGUAAUCACCGAGCGGAUCUGAGCGGGGCUGGGACCAGACACCCCUGCGUCGCCGCUCGGUCCGUUCCGAGUUUAGUUUUGAACAGCAGAUGGCGCUGCGUGCUUCAGAAACAGACGUGCUCUGCUUCAGUCCAGUUACGCACGGGAUGAAAUAAAUGAGCGCGCAGAAGUAGAGCACUUUAAGUACAUGAUAGAAGUGCUCUCUUUCACGUAAUAAUUUUAUACUUAAAGGAAUAGUUCACCCAAAAAUGAAGAUUCUGUGAUCUGUUUACUCAAUAUUUUGAAGAAUUUUGUCACCAGGCUGUUUUGGGUCACCAUUGACUUCCAUAGUAGGAAAAUAAUGGUGACUCAAAACUGUCUGGUCUGGUUGCUAACUUAAAAAAAAAAAAAAAUAAAAAUCUUCCUUUGUGUUCUGCAGAACAAAGAAAUUCAUACAGGUUUGGAACCACUCCAGAGUGAUUAAACGAUCACAGAAUCUUCAUUCGUGGGUGAACUAUUCGUUUUAAUAUACUAAAAAUGAUUCUGUAGAUAAAAUCCUCUUUGAUUCUGUGAAUAUGAAAUGCACAUUUGACAUGCUAUUUGUGUAUAUAGUCACCACUUCUAGUACACUUGGGUGUGCUAGUUUAUGAAAGAUCUCUAAAUACAGGUAGUAGGUCAAAAGCGCAUUUUAUUUUAGAUUGUGUCCCAAAAUAGCAAAGUUGAGUACACUUUAUCUAUAGAAACAUUUUUAGUAUAUCAAGAAUAGAAUUAGUGCAUGAAAGCAGCACAUUAUGAAAGUGUACUACUCUAAUCUACACAAAUCACUUGAACCUAAAAUAAUCAUUCAUAAAGUUUGAAACGGUUGUAGCGAAUUACAAGGGUGUUUAUAAUAAACUGUGUUUAGAUUAAUCUCACGUCGUAAAGCAGGUGCAAAUACUAUUCAUCUGAGCACGCAAGCGCUCUUCUUCUUGAGCUUUGGAGCGUUCGGAUAAAAACUAUAUCAGAGCGCCAUCUGCUGUUAAAAACUACAUUAAGCUCGGAGUCAGUUCCGGAUCGAUCCACAAAUUGCGCGUCCUAGCCCUAGAUUUUUUUUUCUCUUCUAAUUUUAGAACAUGAUUUACACUGUUUUUCAUUGUUUCUUUUAUAUGUAAAUGGUGAAGACGUUUUCUCUUAUUGUACAGUUCAUACCAAAUGUAUUUGAGUAUUUAUGGCAGCUGACGGACGAUGAGCUCUUCCUUCGCCUGCUGCCCUUGCAGCGUAAACUGGACACGUGAACAUUUGUGAUGUUGGCGGACGGAUGGAACGAGCUUGGGGUCAACCAUGCCGUCCGUUUCUUGCGAAAGGGUGUGACGGUUUACACAUCCAGAUAUUUUUUCUGUAAUAAAAGACUGGUGAAUCAUC
Molecule: messenger RNA, 3138 nt
Organism: Puntigrus tetrazona (Sumatra barb)
Lineage: Eukaryota; Metazoa; Chordata; Actinopteri; Cypriniformes; Cyprinidae
Gene: zbtb14
Product: zinc finger and BTB domain containing 14
Exons: 2
Coding region: 450-1763 (437 amino acids)
Biological process (GO): regulation of transcription by RNA polymerase II
Cellular component (GO): nucleus
Molecular function (GO): protein binding; RNA polymerase II cis-regulatory region sequence-specific DNA binding; DNA-binding transcription factor activity, RNA polymerase II-specific
Source: RefSeq, a predicted model, not a curated record